Culicoides brevitarsis is the source of this 2158-nucleotide messenger RNA. RefSeq names its product hydroxymethylglutaryl-CoA synthase 1. The transcript has 2 exons. Lineage: Eukaryota; Metazoa; Arthropoda; Insecta; Diptera; Ceratopogonidae. The coding region runs from base 516 to 1883 and encodes 455 amino acids. The record is from RefSeq and is a predicted model, not a curated record. Gene Ontology annotation, molecular function: hydroxymethylglutaryl-CoA synthase activity. Gene Ontology annotation, biological process: acetyl-CoA metabolic process.
GUGUUUCGGGUUUGAUCAAUAAAAAAUCACAUAAGGUUUAGUUUUAUCCUCCAGUUUCAUUUAACACGGUUCCUUUUUUUCGCUAAUUUCAAGUUACAACAGUUUGAUUAUCUUUAUUUUUCGGCAAACAUUGUAUAUCCGUGACAAUCGAAGCAAAAUUUGGAGGAAACAUCUUCUGAGACACAUAACAACAAGUGAAAAUUUUAAUUUAUGUAAUGACAAAAUAAAAAGUUCCUGCUCAAUUUACGGCAAUUAGGUAAAAGUAAAAAGAGACGUGAGACAUAGAAAAAGCUCGUAAAAAGUGUCAAGUUGAUUGUGCAAUACGAAAAAACGUAAAUUAAGUCGUACUUUUGUGAUGAAUUGAACAAAAUCCAGAACACAGUCAGUGAAAUUUCUUCCGUACAUGAACAUUUUAUGAAGAAACGAAGUGCAAUUUUGAUUAUUCAUAAUCGUGUGUGUUACCAAACGGCGUGAAAGAAGAUUGAUUGACUGAAAUUCGUGCAAAGAGAAAUAAAAUGUGGCCUGAAAACGUUGGAAUCUUAGCAAUUGAGGUAUUGUUUCCCUCACAGUUUGUUGACCAAACCGAACUCGAGGUCUUCGAUGGAGUAUCUGCAGGCAAAUACACUAUCGGGCUUGGACAAAGUCGAAUGGGAUUUUGCUCGGAUCGACAAGACAUCAAUUCGUUGUGUUUGAGUGUCGUGCAUAAUUUGCUCGAGAGAUAUGGAGUAUCGCCAAAUGAAAUUGGGAGACUUGAAGUAGGCACAGAAACGAUUGUCGACAAAUCCAAAAGUGUGAAAUCUGUGUUGAUGCAAUUAUUUGAGCCGCAUGGCGUAACAGAUUUGGAAGGUAUUGACACGACAAAUGCGUGUUACGGAGGAACAGCAGCUUUAUUCAAUGCCAUCAAUUGGGUCGAAUCAUCAAGUUGGGAUAAGCGGUUGGCAUUAGUUGUUUGCGGAGAUAUUGCCGUUUACGCAAAAGGAUCUGCACGCCCAACUGGAGGCGCAGGAGCAAUUGCCAUGCUUGUAGGACCUAAUGCGCCUUUAAUAAUCGACAGAAGUGUUCGAGCGUCGUUCAUGAAGCACGCAUAUGACUUUUACAAGCCUGACUUGAGUUCAGAGUAUCCGACAGUCGAUGGAAAACUUUCCAUCCAAUGCUACUUAAGUGCCCUCGAUAAAUGUUAUCAACUUUAUCGCGAAAAAUACAGCAAAAAGUACCCGAAUGCCCUGAAAAAUGGUCUCGAAAACUUUGAUGCCCUCAUUUUUCAUACGCCCUACUGUAAAUUAGUGCAAAAAUCUCUCGCUCGUAUCGGGCUCAACGAUUACGUCUUGUUAGACAAGGAACAACGCUCUCAAGUCUUCCCGCAACUGGAUCAAUUCAAGGAUGUUCAACUCGAAAAUACCUAUUUCGAUCGCGACGUUGAAAAAGCUUUUCUCACGGCAUACAACGCAGUGUAUGAGGAAAAAACAAAACCAUCACUUCUUUUGGCAAAUCAAGUAGGAAACAUGUACACACCGUCAGUCUAUUCGGGACUCGUAUCUCUCUUAGUUUCGCACAGCACGGAAUAUUUACUCGGAAAAACUGUUGGAGUCUUCUCGUAUGGAUCAGGACUUGCAUCGUCUAUGUACUCAAUUUCAAUCACGCAAGAUCCCGCCAAAUUGGGUCCUCUCAUCAAUCAUUUGUCGUACGUAAAACCUUUGCUCGAAAGUCGCAUGAAAGUUGAUCCCUCAGAGUUUACACGGCUCAUGGAGAUUCGGGAGAAAAACAAUCACGCAGCUCCUUAUGAACCAAGCGGAGAUAUUUCUGUUCUGUUUCCGGGUACAUAUUACUUAAAAUCAGUUGACGACAAGCAUCGACGUGUUUACGAACGUGUGCCAAAAGCUUAGCAUCAACUGCUUAAACGCAAGCUCAGUAACUCAAAUACUGAUAGAGAAAGGUCAUAAUUUAAUUUUUUUAAAAAUGUUAAAAAGGAUAGAGAUAAUAUUAAAAAAUUGGAAUAUGGAGAACUAAAUUUUUUGUCUGUUUCGGUAAUAACCUCUUCUUUUGGUUAGCAAACUCCUAUACUACAUGUUUUAACUUUAUUCUUAUUUAAUGGUAGAUAGUUAGUAAAUUGAUAGAUAUUAUUUAAAUAUCGAAUAAAAAAGUUUUAUAUGGAAUUGUU